AUGUCUCAUACCUCUCAAACUUCUCAGGCGUCUCAAACAUCUUCACAGAGUUUUUCCCCAACUGCUUUACAAGAUGUUAUAUCAGAAGAAUCUCCACCUGCAUAUUCACCCUAUCCAAACUCUGGAGAACGAUCAAUGGCGUUUGGACCGACUCGUGCAUUUGGAGAUACUCCAUACCAACCACUAGCACAGUCGACUUCUCCGUUUCCAACAUAUACAGUGAAUUCGACGAUUAUUGGAACAGGUGGAAUGUAUGUUCCUCCAAUUAUGCAAUCCCAAGUUACAGCUAUUCAUUAUCCUCCUGGUUUCUUUUGUACGAAAUGUAACAAUACUGGAUAUGAGAGUCCAGGCGUAGUAUGUCAACCAUGCGUAAGCUCGUAUGGUAUACCGUCCGAUAGAGCCUAUUCAGGAAUAGAGUUUAUGACUAUUAACACUAUUAAUGGCGGAAAUGUAAUUUAUACCAGACCUGGGGAUCCAAGUAUUGGAGGGCAUCUAUGCACAACUUGUAAAGGGACUGGAAAAGAAAAAUUCUUGUUUGAGAGUAUAUUGUGUACAAAGUGCCAAG
Acaulospora morrowiae is the source of this 565-nucleotide messenger RNA. The record is from the annotation of a GenBank genome assembly. Lineage: Eukaryota; Fungi; Glomeromycota; Glomeromycetes; Diversisporales; Acaulosporaceae.